GCUAGCGCGGAGCUGCACAUACAUGGCUUGUGUGACAGCAACAGGAGUUGCGCUGUAAUAUGCUGCUAGUACCACAGCGGGGAGGCUGCUGCUCCUUAUCAUGCUCUACCAGUGAAGGAACUGGACGCCUCGCUACUACUCGCGCUUUUCAGGAGAGCGCCCUUUCUAUUAGCAGCUUCAUUGGAAGAGCCCAAGGCUUCGCUCUGGCAGCGGCUCAUAUCUCUUUCUAGGAUGGCGGAGGCAGAGUUACAACGGGAGCGUUUGCAAGCCAUAGCGGAAAAAAGAAAACGACAAGCUGCUAUUGAAGACAAAAGAAGGCAGCUUGAAGACAAAAUACUCCAACUGCAACAUCUCAAGUCUAAAUCUCUUCGUGAAAAAUGGCUGAUGCAGGGAGCCCCCGCAGGAUCAUCAGAAGAGGAAGAAGCAAGAAGGAAGCAAUGUGAAGAGGAUGAACAUACACUAAAGAUACUGGAAGAAAAUGUCAAAAGACUGGAGCAGGAUAUUGGACAACUGGAGAGUGAAGAAUCACUCAUAUCUGCUAAAGAGCAAAUCCUCAGAGAAAAACUGAAAAAAACAGAAAUAUCUUUUGAAGACUUACAAAAGAGUUUGUCAAACCAGGAGAGAGAUGGUGUGAACUAUAUCUACUCUCAAAUCCCUGACCUCACAACUUUCAAUUUGCAAAAGACAGAAACAUCACUUUCUGGUAACGGAACGACAAGGGUAGCUGCCUUAUACGCCAUGGAAAUUAAUGUGGAGAAAGACAGAAAUACAGGAGAGACCAAGGUUGUCUCUGCAUCAGCCCUUGACCCAGAGGGGGUUCAUCAAAGAGGAGUAAAGGUCUAUGAUGAUGGUAACAAAGUAGUUUAUGAGGUUCACCAAGCCGGUGCUGUGGUAGAGAAUGGCAUACAUAAAUUGAGUGCAAGGGAUGUAGAUGAGCUUAUCCAGAAAAGUGCACAAUCAAACUUAAUAGGAGGUCAAGAAAAAGAAUGUUUGCCAGAGAGGACUGUUACAAUUGAGGGAAAUCCUAGUCAUGUAAUAGAGCAAAUGCACUUUAAGGAAGCAAAAUUAGAAUUGGUACACAAACCAACCAAAGGAGUGCCUGUAAAACAUGGACAGCAUGCUAGAAGCAAUGGAAAUGCAGGUACGGGUGGAACAGUAGACCAACCUGUUACAAUGAUCUUCAUGGGCUACCAAAAUAUUGAAGAUGAAGAUGAGACAAAAAAAGUGUUGGGCUAUGAUGACACCAUCAAAGCAGAACUUGUACUCAUUGAUGAAGAUGAUGAGAAGUCUUUGAGGGAGAAGACAGUGACUGAUGUGUCUACUAUGGAUGGAAAUACAGCAGAACUGGUCUCUGGGAAACUGCUCACAGAGACCACAGAGCCCUCUUCACCAGAGGGCAAGGAAGAAAGCCUUGCUACUGAACCUAUAGCAGAUGUAAAGAAGAAAACUGUACAGUUUAAAGACCCAGAUGAGAAUGAGACAGAAGGAAGCCUCUUACAGCUGAACAAACCACAAGUUCCAGAGAAUGAUUUCAACUUGAGGGACAAAGAUCAAAACAGUGCCAAUUUUUCAGACCCUGCAAGAUUUGUGAUAAGCAAGCAAACAAUGGAGAUCGAUGUUCCUGUAUCAGAGCAUAUCAUACUGAUAAACCAAGAUGAUUCAGCUGAUAAUCAGCCUGUUUUCCUUGCUGUUGUUACAAACCAGAAUGGAAUUAAGAACAGACAUGAGUCAAUUGACAGUGAUGUUGCUAAAGAGAUCCAGUAUCUAGAUGAUGUUUUGGAAGCAAACUGUUGCGAUACUUCUAUUGAUAAUAAUUUUAAUGGAACACCAUCUCCAGAACUUUGUACAAUAACAGUUGGCGAGUCCAGUUCAUUUGUUGGUGUUACAACUUCCUCUGCUUCUGUUGUAACAGAAAUCAUAGAAGAGGAGCCUAAACAAGCUCCUGUGGUAGAAAUCAGUGCCAGUGAAGUUAUGGAUCCUGUUAAAAUGAAUGGGCAUUCUCAAAGUGGAAAUAAAGAUGAACUUGUUGAUAGGUAUACAUAUCCAGCAAGUCCAAAUUCAUCUAAUAGUUCAAGAAGGCCAUCCAAGGAUGGAGAAAUUUUACCAAAAGUAAUCAAAAAAGAGGCAAAAUUUGAGUUGCGCACAUUCCAUGAAGAAAAAAAGCCAUCAAAAUUGUUUGAUGAUUUCAAUGAAAAAGAACACAUUAGAGUGAGAAAAGUCAGACCUUCCGAAGAGGUAGAGGAGUUGGAAAAGGAAAGACUUGAACUAAUCAAAAGUCAAGCCGUGAAAAAGAACCCUGGUAUUACAACAAAGUGGUGGAAUCCACCACAAGAGAAGACAAUAGAGGAUCAGUUAGAUUCAGAUCAGUUAGAGUCACAUCUAAAGUACAAAGAGCGUAAACAAAAGCUGCAGCAACAAGAAGUGUCACCUCCCGCAGUAAGAGUUAAUCAUCUUCCCCCUGUACUUUCAGAACCUCCUGAUAUUAAAAAGGAAGACAUUGUCACACAGCAAAUUGACUUUUUAGCUGCAAGAAAGCAAUUUCUGAACAUGGAAAAUACAAAUCAGCCUAACUUCAAACCCCCACCCAAAAGAUCAGUUAGUGCAAACCUUUUCACUGUAAAACCUUUUUAUAAAUCAAGUGUGGCCAGUAAAUCAUAUUCAUGUAUCACAGUGACAAAUUCAUCAGUACCACGUGUUCAGAGUAUCCAAGGUGAAACACCACUUGUAAAAGCAGAGAGAGUAAACUGUAUUUCUGAGGACCAACCAGCAAUUAAUCAUAGUCUAAGGGCAGAAACUUCUCCAGAGCCUUCAGCUGAAAAAGUAUCUAAAACAUCUGCAGAGGAAUUUGUAAGCACUACAACAAGCUUUGCUGUUUUAAAAGAAGAUGACAAUGACCUAUCAGACCGUUUUGUCAAGUCUGUCUCUGUGUCCUUCCUACCUGAGGAACAGGACUCUGGUUUAGAUGACCUGUCUGUAAAAUCUCAGGACACAACAGUUAUGGAAACACUUUCAAAUGACUUUAGCAUGGACAAUAUCAGUGACAGUGGAGCUCCUAAUGAAACCAUGGGUGCUCAACAUGAUUAUUCCCUUGGUGGCCUAUCUCAGCCCCAAACACCAGUUAAUGACACUCUAAAUGAAUACACACUAGAAGAAGGCUCUACAUCUGAUCAAGGGUUUUAUUCACCAUCAUCCAUGCUGCAUGAUAUUGAUGAUCAGUUAGAUUAUCAUGCAGGUAUUUUGGUUCAAAAUGUAAUUCAGCAAGCCUUAGCAGAGAAAGCUGGUUUCAAAGACUCUACAAAUUCUGAAGAUUCAGACAAGAGUAAUUAUUUUGAUGACAGUGAGCCAUUGACAGAGAAAAGUGACAUUUUGAGUUGUUCCUCACUACCAGUUAGCCCAGGGAGAGACCACAAUGAGGUAUUUGAGCCUCCUCAGGUUUCUUCUCCAGUCCAAGAAACAAAGGCAUUAACAAUACCAAAGACCUUUGAAGGUGAAGACUUUCAGCUACAGCAAGACAAUCCUUCUGCAAAAUGUAUUUUUGCCACUGAACAAAAUUGCACUGAAGAACAUAAGCAAGAAAGUUACUUCAGUAAGUACUCCCAAGCUGCUGAAUUGAGAAGCACUGCUUCAAUAUUGGCGACACAAGAAACAGAGAUUUCAGUUGGCCCUUUUAAACUAAGGUCAAAGAAACAAAAAACGUUAUCAAUAAUUGAAGAAGAGAUCCGAGCUGCUCAGGAGAGAGAGCAAGAGUUGAAGAAACAGAGAGAAAGACAGAACUUUCAAAGUCAGCAUAGCCCAUCCAACAAGAGUGCACCUGUACUACCAACACGAACUGUCUCCUACAAAACUGCCCCUGGAAAAAUAGAAAAGAUAAGGAAUCCAUCCUCACCCAGGGAAGAAUCUUUUCCUAUACAACCUGACCUUUUAUUAGAAGAAGCUACUGGGUCCCAGCGUCCUAGAAAUCUUAUGGAGACACUCAUGGGUGAUUAUGAAGCUCACAAAACCAAAAGACGAGACCGAAUGGAUGAUGCCAGUUACACCUGUAAAUUACUCUUUAACAGACUUACUAAUGAGGUGCUUGAUGCAGUGAGAGUGAACCGCAGAAAGAGUGCCCUUGCUGUAAAAUGGGAAGCAGGAAUAUAUGCCAAUAGAGAUGACGAUGAAUAAAGACUUAUUUUAUUUUGCCGUUUAAAUGACCAAAACCAAAAAAAACUCCAGCUAAUCAUAUAUUUAUUAAACAUGAAGCAACCUCUACAAGGCAUAUAGACAUAAUGCAGACUGCGCUUGAUAAGAGAGAUGGAGGCCUGGAGAUGGCAAUGUGCUCAGCUUAGAAGUGGAAGCUCAGGAAAUGGAAAGUUAUGUGCAGAAAAAGCAACCCUGCAACUAACCAGGGCAUAGCAUGGAUGGUGCUCAAAGCCAAAACCAGUGCAAUUGCUUCCUUCCAGAAUAUGCAGCUUGGAUUGCUUUGUUAGAAGGAUAGAGCCCUAACACAGAUUUUAAUAUCAGUGACUGCAAUUUAUUGGUGAUCAGAAUACACUUUCUUUACCUUGGGAAGAGAAGUGGACCAUUUUUAUUCGUCUGCAGCCAUGUCUUCCCACAGAGCGCAGCAUCCCUCAUUUCAAAAGUUUUAUGUUGGCUUUUUCUAGAUUUUGUUACAGGUUGUUUUGGGGACAUAUAUUUUAAAUUGCGUUAUUUUGCGAAAAAGUCUUCUGAAAACUUUUGAUUGCUUUGAUAUAUUUCUGUAAAGUACUCCAAAGCAUUGGAAAAAGAAUACUAUCUGGUUUGGUGGAUUCUGCAGUCCAAAGCCAUCUAAACAGGCAUGAACAUACUCAUUUAGUUAUUGAAAGCACAACCCCAUAAUCACUGUCCAUUCUCUGGCACAUCUGUGGCUCUCAGGGGGGAAAGGCUUAAAAAAGCUUUGCCUUUCUAGUAUUUGCAGCCUUUAGCACUGGGUCCAAAGGUAAAAUCUCAUCUGACAAGGUUUUAAAGCACAGAUACUUAUGGAAUCUAUGCUAUCUACCUUUUACUACUACAUGGGUAUUAAGGUAAAGGAGCAUUCUAAAUGAAGUCAAAGCAACUCAAGUUUAUUCAACAAAAAGUCUACUCACACGUGGGAUUUUUUUAAUAAUGACCCUUUUUCAAACAUUGGAUUAGAAAAUACAAUAUUUUGGAUAUUGAAUAGAUAUUGUAAUUGGUAUUGGCACAGAAUGUCAGGGCAGUGCUGGUGUAUUAGAAAAACAGCACCGAUACUUGUAGGGCAAAUAUAUAUAUGGUCAAGACAUAUAAUACAUGAUUUGCCUUUCUAGAUUUAGGUAACAUACUGUACAUAACAGUUUUCUGUUAUGUUGCAUAGUGGAUUUCACCUGUGUGUGUCUGCCUGGGGUUUGUGGGUCUAAAUAGUGGAAAAUAGUGGAAAUAGUGAGGAACUUUAUAGCAGCAGGCUGGGGUGAUCUCAAGUUAAAUAUCAAUAAAUUAGAAUAUAGCUCCUGCCUAUGCUGAGGAUAAGCUUGAGAAGCACAGCAUUGCAUCUAAUAGUAUUCUAUCCUUAGGGAAGCCUAUGAGUCCUUAAUGUUAAGGACAUGCAGGAAUUUGGCAGCUACCUGUCACCAUAGGGUUGUUUUGAUAUAGCAAUCCCACAUACUAGAAAGCACACUGAAAUCAUUCAUUUCAUAACAACCUAGUUUCAAUAUCUCCUCUGGCAAGAGUAACAUCUAGUUGGUAUUGCAUUAUAAUACACUUGGAUGCAUUUACAGUAGUAAGGCAGUGCAAUAAUGGCAGUGCCACAUAAUGGGAACUGUAUUCCACCAUUACAAGUAGCUUAGGGUAGAGCGUGGCCUAAUACACAUUGCUGCCCUAAGGGAGCCCCAUCACACUGUGUCCAGAUCUGCACAUUUCCUUUUCUAAUUAACUCAUACGUUUAUUUGCUGAGGAACAGGACACUAUUAAUAUUGCCAUCCUGACUCCAACUCUGAACUACUGGACUUAUCCAACCGUAAUGCUUGGGAGUGGCCAUCAUAAAUGGACGAUUUGCUGGUGGUCACAGUGCAAAAGACUGUGCAUGAAAGUGACUUUCCUGGGUCAGACUGAGGACUAAUUCAGUGCACAUAGGCAGCUGUUUUCCUUUCACUUGCUUAGCACCCUCCUAAAAUAUAUGGUUGCCUCAUACUGUUUUAUGGAGAGGGAUGUCUAUGGCAGUAACAGUGAAUGCUCUUGUGUUUUGAAGCUACCCAAAUAAAGUAUCUGCACAAGCCACAAAUGCAAAGAUAGCAAGAGAUUGUAGGAAACAGACAUGAUAUUUAUUCUUAAGGUUUUAAUUAUAAUAGUAUAUAGCAUAGAAUUUAAAGCACUAGAGUUAGCACAUUUUAUUUCUGGAGCAGAAAUUGUUCAUAUCAGAAGAAACAGGUAUCAAAAUAAAAUGUACAUUGUUCUUUUAUUUGUACCAGCAGUAAAGUAUUAGCAAUCCAGCUUCUUUAAACUACUAGUAUACAUGAAACAGUGUUAUUGACCGACUGCUCAGUAUUGUUUGGUUACAUUCCUUCUGCAGGGGCAUGUGGGCCCCAUGAAUAUAGUUACUGCCAUAUUGAGGUGUAUAACAAGUAGUUCCUCCAUUUGUUUCUUUCAUUACAAAGCACAGCAAUAAUCCUUACAAUACACUAAAUACAGUAACUGUCCCUGUUUAAUUGCCCAGAAUCCAUCAAAAGACUCUUAUAUAAUUUGGUAUUUAAUGCACUGUUUACUUAUUCUUGUUUCAUUGUUAUUGCUAUUGGGGAAAGGUUGUCCAGUAAUCUUGGCCAGAAAUCGCCAAAGAACAGCCUCUGCUAAUCUAGAGCAUUAAUCACCCCCUUACAAACUGCAUAGGCUGGGCCCCUGAUCUAGCAGCUGGAUAUACAGUAAAAAAAAUGCAGUUAUUGCAAAGGAAUUCUCAUCCUUAGUCAUACCUCCUCAUCUCAAUGUUGAAAGUCUGGUCAAUCUAAAGACCAUCUUAGUUCAUCCUCUCCCAUAUUAACCAUCAACGGCAGUGCAAGCUUUAGUUCUGCCUUAUAGAUUUCAUUGCUGACAACAAUCUCUGCUCCAUAAAUACACAACAAAUACACACCUUAGAGACAAAAGUAUACCUUGUUAACUGUCACUUAUUUUAAUAAUAACAAAUAUUAUAUAUAUAUAUAUAUAUAUCUAUAUGAUGUCCAGAAACAAUACUGCAGUGCAAUUGCUUGCUGGCUGUAGCAAUUCAGUAUAACUUCCUGCAGGAAGACAGUGUGUGAUACCAAAAAAAAAAAAAAAAAAGAGAUACUCUUGUUUUUGCAGCUACUUAUUGAUUGCAAAAAAUAUAUAAAUACAUACAGUAUGUUAAAAAAGAAGUGUUUUGCAGCAAGCUGCCAAUUAUUUCUUUUCCUUGUGUUGCAAAGCAAUAAAACAGUUAUGUAUUUGAUGGCUGAAAAGCACAUGUGACUCUGAAGCUGAAAUUCAGUAGGGUGAUCAAGUUGACAUCCCUGCUUUAAAGGAACAGUAAUGCUGGAAUUAUUGAGUGUUAGAUGUAACAUAUAGAUCAAUGCAUUUACUUUUACAUAAUGUGGAAGAAGAAAUAAGAAAAACUUACCCUUUUUCUCCUUACUUUCUCUUCUGUCUCACCAAGUGAGAGGGAAACAAAAAGGCUUUCCCCAAACCUUUAACUUUUUAGUUUAUGCUCACUGCUUUUUUUCAUAUAUGUCUUUAGCAUUUACAGUACGUAAAAGUAAAUCCACAGCCCAAUGUUCCUUUAAUUCAGAAAGAAGUAAUCAAAUGGUGGCUAUGCUUUAAUGGCAUUAAAAAAAACAGUUGCAUUUUGCUUGGCUUUAUGUUUAUGUUAACCAAUUACAAGUUAUCCAGCUUUUGUUUUAUAGUGACUAUGAGGCAUACAAUGCAAUUAUAUAAUUAUUUUCUCAUUAAAACACAAUCUUGA
Xenopus laevis (African clawed frog) is the source of this 7936-nucleotide messenger RNA. RefSeq names its product PALM2 and AKAP2 fusion S homeolog (gene palm2akap2.S). Bases 232 to 4164 code for a protein of 1310 amino acids. The transcript is spliced from 12 exons. The record is from RefSeq and is a predicted model, not a curated record. Gene Ontology annotation, cellular component: plasma membrane; membrane. Lineage: Eukaryota; Metazoa; Chordata; Amphibia; Anura; Pipidae. Gene Ontology annotation, biological process: regulation of cell shape.